ACACGGGGUGCUAAGGAAACCUCUAAAGCGUCCUCCCGGGCGGAAAGCGGGAGGCGGGGUGGACCUCGGCUCAUCUUCGGGACGUCGGUUCAGUUGGGAUGGCGCAUCUUCUGUUCAAACGCCAGAAUUUGCCUUGCGGUGGAGAGGACUGCCAAGUUGGACGAACUUUCCCGAGGGCCCUGAGCGGGCUCGGUAGAAAGCCAGACCUGGAGGAGGGCGAGGAGGACCGGGCAGAAACGUAUAGCCCAGCUUUGACUAAAGAUGACAUCUUUGUUUGCUCAAGAAAUUCACCUCUCUAAAAGACAUGAAGAAAUAGUAUCACAAAGAUUAAUGUUACUUCAGAAAAUGAAGAAUAAAUUUGGAGAUGAAAACAUGGAAAAGGCAUCUCACCUACAAACAGCUGAGAGUGCUUUUAAAAGGAAUCUUAGUCUUUUGCAGGACAUAGAAGCAGCUGAAAAGUCUUUUCAGACCAGGAUUAAACCACACCCACAGCCUGAGGUGUUUUCUCUUGAGACUUGUUACUGGGCAUCAGUAAAAGAAUAUAUUCCCAAAUGGGAACGGUUUCUUUCUGGAGGAGCACCUGAUCCGAUUGGUGGUGAAAAUCAAAAUGAAGCAGAAAGCACCAUUCAAAGCAAGGCAAAGUGAUAACUUCUUCGUAUGCUAUUUCAGAAAACCUAUUUAACGAAACUAUGUAAGUACUGGCAGGAACUUUAGGGAAUGAACAUGUUUUCUACCAUUUCAUUACCUCCUAAAUGACAAUGUAGCCAUGAGAAUUCACUGAGAAGCCUCAAGUUAUGCUAUUUCAAUGUCAUGAAUUUGCUUUUCACUAAAUCCAUGAAAGUAUUAAAAACUAGUGUUAAAGGUGGAAUGUUUAUUAA
Messenger RNA from Nannospalax galili (Upper Galilee mountains blind mole rat), 878 nucleotides. It is a transcript of the gene Cep15, whose product is annotated as chromosome unknown C3orf14 homolog. Lineage: Eukaryota; Metazoa; Chordata; Mammalia; Rodentia; Spalacidae. The transcript is spliced from 5 exons. The coding region runs from base 262 to 645 and encodes 127 amino acids. The record is from RefSeq and is a predicted model, not a curated record.